Molecule: messenger RNA, 1215 nt
Organism: Peniophora sp. CBMAI 1063
Lineage: Eukaryota; Fungi; Basidiomycota; Agaricomycetes; Russulales; Peniophoraceae
Source: the annotation of a GenBank genome assembly
AUGGUUCACCUCUUUGCUCGUCUUGCAUCUCUUGCCGCUGUCGUUGCUUGCCUCGUGGCGUCGGCAAGCGCGGCCCCUUCAUAUGCGACCGACCUCGUCGCUCGCAAGGCAUCGAAAACGCAGGCCACUCCAGCUGCACCGCACUUUGUCGUAUACGACGACAAAUACGUGACCGGUGCUGCUCCUUCCCCCACGGUCAUCGAUGGAUUCAACGUGUACAUCUUGAGCUUCUGGCUUUACUCGGGCCUCGCGGACCAAGCCGAGACUUGGAAAGAGCUCACCGCGGACCAACGUGCAACGAUCAAGUCUGAGUAUGCUGCUGCAGGCAUCAAGUUAAUGAUAAGCGCCUUCGGAAGUACGGAGACGCCGACGAGCUCGGGUGUCGACGCUGUUGCAGCCGCAGAUGCACUGGCGCAGUGGUGUAAGGAUUACGAUCUCGACGGUGUGGAUGUCGAUUACGAGGACUUUACUGCCUUCAACGGUGGUACCACAGCAGCUGUCGACUGGUUGAUUGCGUUCACGAAAGAGCUUCGCGCCCAGCUUCCUAGUGGCGACUACAUCAUUACCCACGCUCCUGUGGCGCCGUGGUUCGAGAAGGGUUACUCAGGUGGCGGAUACUUGGCUAUUCACGAAGCCGUAGGUGACCUCAUCGACUGGUACAACGUACAAUUCUACAACCAGGGCCAAGACGAGUACACCACCUGCACGAACCUUCUCACGACCUCAGGCGGCAUCCACCCUGGAUCCUCGCUCUUCGAGAUCGCCGCGAACGGUGUACCGCUCGACAAGCUUGUCAUCGGAAAGCCGGCUCUCGCCUCCGAUGAGACCAGCGGUGGCUUGAUGGACGCGUCAACCCUCGCGACUUGCGUCGCUCAAGCUCACUCGCAAGGUUGGAAUGCCGGCGUUAUGGCGUGGCAAUAUCCGGACGCGACUUCCGACUGGAUCAAGACCGUGCGCGGCUCGACGUGGCCGGAGUCGGGCAGUGGCUCUGGAGGCGGGUCAGGCACUCCGACUACCACAAGCGCUCCCGCUGCCUCGUCAACAUCUAGUUCAAGUGGUUCCUGCGCCGGUGUUUCCGCAUGGAGCAGUUCUGCCACGUACACAGCCGGAGAUAAGGUCACAUAUAGCGGCUUCCUCUGGACAGCGACCCAAUGGACGUACAACGAUACGCCCGGCGGCGCUGCUGGUGUAUGGACGAAGGGCGCGGCGUGCUGA